Messenger RNA from Capsicum annuum, 3542 nucleotides. Its product is annotated as copal-8-ol diphosphate hydratase, chloroplastic. Gene Ontology annotation, cellular component: chloroplast. Gene Ontology annotation, molecular function: magnesium ion binding; terpene synthase activity. The transcript has 15 exons. NCBI's taxonomy places the organism in Eukaryota, Viridiplantae, Streptophyta, Magnoliopsida, Solanales, Solanaceae. The record is from RefSeq and is a predicted model, not a curated record. Gene Ontology annotation, biological process: gibberellin biosynthetic process. The coding region runs from base 40 to 2361 and encodes 773 amino acids.
UUUCUCUCUUAACUUAUAACAAAAUUAGAAAGAAAGAAAAUGCAUGCCCUCAGUUGUCCUUGCCUUCACGCAGCCAAUGGCCACAACUUGUUACCACAGCCCAACGUCCGUCUAUUUUUUAAACAUGUACCAAGAAAUUGUCAGUUCCAAACUGAAGGCUCAGUUGUUUAUAAGAAAAUCUUCUGCAAACAUGUGCCUAAUGCUGGAAAUUCCUUAGGUUACGCAGAUGAGUUGCAAACUGAGGAAAAAAAAUACCUAGAUGGGGAAAAAAACAUUCAGAUGACUAAAACAAUCAAGACAGGGAAGUUGGUAGAGAAAAUCAAAGAUAUGUUGAAUAGCUUGAAAGAUGGAAUUUCAAGUGUGUCACCCUAUGACACAGCAUGGGUUGCCCUAAUUAGAGAUACAAAUGGAAGUGAUAAACCACAAUUUCCAUCUUGUCUUCAAUGGAUAGUAGACAAUCAACUUUGUGAUGGUUCAUGGGGAGAGGAGUCUAUUUUUUGCAUUUACGAUCGUCUAUUGAACACAUUAGCAUGUGUUGUUGCACUAACAACUUGGAAUACUGCCCCUGAGAUGAGAAACAAAGGUGCAUUGUUUAUAAAGGAAAACAUAUGCAAGAUAGAAACAGGGAAUGUUGAAAACAUGACAUGUGGAUUUGAAAUUGUGUUUCCUGCGCUCCUUGAGAAAGCUCAACAUUUGGAUAUUGACAUUCCCUAUGAUGCUCCCGUCUUGAAGAAUAUAUGUGCAAGGAGAGAAAUGAAAUUUAAAAGAAUUCCUAAGGAUCUGGUACAUACAAUUCCAACAACAUUAUUGUUUUCAUUAGAAGGAUUUCGUGACUUGGAUUGGAAAAGGCUUUUGAGGCUUCAAAUGCCAGAUGGCUCAUUUUUAACAUCCAUUGCCUCAACUGCCUUUGCAUUUAUGGAAACAAAUGAUCAAAAUUGUUUGAAAUAUCUUCAAAGGGUUGUUCAUAAGUAUAAUGGAGGAGCUCCGCACAGUUACCCAGUAGAUAUGCAAGCGCGACUAUGGGCAAUUGAUCGAUUACAACGUCUUGGAAUUUCAUAUUAUUUUGAGGAAGAAUUCAAGGACAUGUUAGAUCAUGUACAAAGAUACUGGAAUCAAGAGAUUGGAAUUUUUAGUGGAAGGAAUUCAAAUUAUUGUGACAUUGAUGACUCAUGCAUGGCUAUUAGGCUUCUAAGGUUACAUGGAUAUGAUGUUAAUCCAGAUGUGCUCAACAAAUUCAAAGAUGGUGACAAUUUUUUUUGCCUAAUGGGUGAAACAGACAAGUCACCAACAGCUAUGUACAAUCUCUAUAGAUGCUCUCAAGUUUCAUUCCCGGGAGAGAAAAUUCUUGAUGAUGCAAAGAAAUUUACCUACAAUUUCUUGCAACAUUGUUUGUCAAAUAACCAGUCCUUAGACAAAUGGUUAAUAGCCAAAGAUAUCCCUGGAGAGAUACGAUAUGCAUUGGGAGUUCCAUGGUAUGCUAGCCUACCCAGGGUGGAAGCUCGGUCAUACCUCGAGCAAUAUGGUGGAGCAAAUGACAUUUGGAUUGGCAAGACGUUACACAGAAUGCCAGACAUAAGCAAUAAUGUAUAUCUUGAGGCUGCAAGAUUAGAUUACAACAAAUGCCAAAGUCAACAUCAAUUUGAAUGGACCAUUAUUCAAGAGUGGUUUGCACAAUGCAAUUUUCAACACUUUGGAAUAAGAAAAAAGGAGCUAUUGGUAGCUUAUUUCUUAGGCGCAGCAAGUAUAUUUGAAGUAGGGAGAUCAAGAGAAAGACUUGCAUGGGCUAAAUCUAUUAUAAUGUGUAAGAUGAUUACAUCUUAUUUCACUGAAGACGAACCUACCACUUCAACCAAAAACAGUAGGAAUGAAACAAGGCAGAUGCUUCUAAACAAUCUUCUACAGUUUUUGCACCAACUUUCAGAAGAGACUUAUGAAACCCUAAGUAAAGACAUUCACCUACAACUACACUCCGCUUGGGGAACAUGGUUGAUGUCUAUUGGAGAGGAGAAAAGUGCAGGUCAAGAAGAAGCCGAACUGCUAGUGCGCACAAUUAAUCUUUGUGGUGGCCUUAUGGUAGAUGAUGACAUUUUAUCCAACAUAGAUUACAAGAAUAUAUCUAACAUUACCAACAAAGUUUGUUUCAAGCUUCAAAGUGGAAAGGUGAGCCCUCGCACCAAUGAGAUUGAAUCAAACAUGAAAGAACUAGUAAAACUAGUGUUGGAGAAUUCAUCGUGCUGCAUAAAUAAAGAUAUGAAGAAAACAUUUUUGACAGUUGCAAAGAGCUUUUACUAUUCAGCACACGUCACAGAGGAAGUACUCAAUUUUCACAUAUCUAAAGUGCUCUUUGAACCAGUUGAAUAGGAUUCUUAAGUAGGUGUAUUAUAAUAAAAAUAAAUUGUGAAAAAAAUAACGCUUCAUAUCAAAUUUUGUUAUUGUUUGUAACCAUCGUGAUGACUACCAAAAAGAAAACCAUCGUGAUCAAUGUCAAUCUAUACUUGUACCAUGUUGGUUUUUUGGCUCUUUUUUUUCUCUCACAUCAUUGUUUUACAAUUUGGGGAGGAGGUUUUAGAGUUAUAAAAGAAUCUUCCUCCUCCCAUUUGAAUCAUCCCAAAAUUGUUCUCUUCUUCCACAAUUAAUAGGAAAGGUUGGGUGCUCGGAGAUUAAGCCUAUUUAACUAAAUUCCGUUAUCAAAUUUUCUGGUGUCUUUAUUUUUAGUAUUCAAUAUUAUUUGUCGGAUAUUUAUUUGUUAGUGUUCUGUCUGGUUCAAUUGUUCUGAAUCAGUUCAUUUCACUUAAUUGUUCCGUUUUAGUGGGAAAAUCUUCCACAUCAGAAAAGAAUUCCUUUGGUCCUUUUGAACCCAAGGUUUGUCCUAGGCUAAGGUUCUGUUUGAGUAUGCUCUGUGGUUGCAGCUCUGUCUGAUCUUCCACAUCAGAAAAGAAUUACUUUGGUCCUCUUGGGUUGUUUGCAGUUGUUGUACUAUUGAAUAUUUUUUAUUGAGUCUGUAAUGGCAAAUAAAGAUCAAGAAAAGGAGGAUCCUAUUAUAAAUAUUACGCCGAGGGCAUCGUGCUCCUCGUCAUCAUGGUCGAGGUUCCCGUUGUCCUGUCUGAAGUUGACGAUGAAAAUAUUUGAUGGUACUGACCAUUUUGGCAUGUGGCAAGGAGAGGUUGUGGACUCACUUUUCCAGCAGGGUCUUGAUAUUGCUAUUGAAGAAAAGAAACCAGAAGAGGUAGAAGAAAAAGAUUGGAGCAUUAUUAAUCGGUUGGCGUGUGGAAUAAUUCGAUCAUGCUUGUCCAGAGCAGAAGUAUGCUUUCAAGAAUGAGACUUCUGCGCACAAAUUAUGGAAGGCGUUGAAGGAUAAGUUUCUGAAAAAGAAUGGUCAGAACAAGCUCCUAAUGAAGAAAAGGUUGUUUUUAUUUGAUUAUCAAUAAGGUACUACUAUGAAUGAACACAUCAUUAUGUUUAAUCAAUUAGUAGCAGACCUGUUGAAUUUAGAUGUGAAAUUUGAGGAUGAGGAUCUGGCUUUGAUGUUGUUACCAUCUCUU